This is a messenger RNA of Nannochloropsis gaditana CCMP526, 713 nucleotides long. RefSeq names its product ke2 family protein. Gene Ontology annotation, molecular function: protein-folding chaperone binding. The coding region runs from base 32 to 433 and encodes 133 amino acids. The transcript is spliced from 4 exons. The record is from RefSeq and is a predicted model, not a curated record. Gene Ontology annotation, biological process: chaperone-mediated protein complex assembly; protein folding. Gene Ontology annotation, cellular component: prefoldin complex; cytoplasm.
ACACACAGGUAGUGACCGCUCUGUCGUGAAGAUGAGCGCAAGCGCAAUGGAUGAGGCUUUGGCUUCGUACAAAGCCUUGGAAGCGGAUACUCAGGAGCUCAUGGCCCGUCGACAAGUUACUCUGCAGCAGGCGAAUGAAAACGGGAUGGUGCAGCAGGAAUUGGAUGGUUUGGAAGCGGGCGAGAAUGUCUACAAGAUGAUGGGCCCAGUGCUUCUCCGCGUUGAGUUGGAAGACGCGAAGCAAAAUGUGGCCAAACGGCUGGACUUGAUCAAGAGUACAAUGGAGGAUUUCGAUCAAAAAAUUCAGGGGAAGCAGAAGGAUGCGGAAGAGCUAGGCACCAAGAUUAUGACCAUGCAACAGGAACUGCAAGCGAAGACCGCCGACGCAGCCAAGGCCGCCGCUCAGGACGCAUUGAAAGGUGUGAUGGCAUGAUAGAGGUCGACAAAGAAAAAAAAACUUCGAAACAAUUGUACUUGGUGUUAAUGGGACAAAUAAAUUGGUAGACUUCCAUCUAGUUGGAACUAGUCUGACCUGCGUUUUCAAACGAGCAAUAUUAGAAGGCAUGCAUGCCAUGAUAUUAACAAAGUAUCAUGUGACUACUUUGCAUGAAAAAACAAGGGAAGUACCGAACCUUGAAGACAUGAAAAGUGGACAUUCCAUGUUGAGUGCUUUUCAGGAUCCCGGUCCCAGCAUUUCAAAAAUUCAAACAUUA